UGACAGUGCUUAUGUUUGAGCAGACCCUUACUGCGCGUGCGCACUUCUCUCUCUCCCUGUCUCUCGCUCUCUCAUACACACUGUCUCGGCUCUUCACAUUCCCACGUUGAAAUAUUAAGAAAAUAAUCGUACAUUGAUUCAUCGCAUCGGACAGGAUGGCAUCUGGUGUCACGGUCAAUGAUGAAGUCAUCAAAGUAUUUAAUGACAUGAAAGUACGGAAGUCGUCGACCUCAGACGAGGUGAAGAAGCGCAAAAAGGCGGUGUUGUUCUGUCUCAGCGACGAUAAGAAGAAGAUCAUCGUCGAGGAGGGCAAGCAGAUCUUAGUCGGAGAUAUUGGAGACACUGUCGAUGAUCCCUACGCCUGCUUUGUAAAGCUUCUACCUCUUAAUGAUUGCAGAUAUGGCUUAUAUGAUGCGACCUAUGAGACUAAAGAAUCCAAGAAAGAAGACUUGGUAUUUAUAUUUUGGGCUCCUGAAGGUGCGCCAUUAAAAAGCAAGAUGAUAUACGCUAGCUCGAAAGAUGCUAUUAAGAAGAAGUUUACAGGUAUCAAACAUGAAUGGCAGGUUAAUGGUUUAGAUGACAUUCAGGACCGCUCAACCCUGGCAGAAAAGUUGGGAGGAAGUGUGGUGGUAUCACUGGAGGGGAGACCAUUGUAAACUGAACAGCCAUGUGCCAUCUGGAUUCCACGCUUUCAGCAGCAGCAGUCUCUAUCAUUUGAAGGAAUAGUCCUAGUUUGUUUUUAUUUCAUUUUUUUUGUUUGUUUGUUUUUCCACUUUAAAGAGAUCUCAUUAACAUAUGCAAAACAUCUACCAGUAUAUUGCCCGCUUACUUUUCGCUCCCUAGUAGUUUUUGUACAUCCCCAAAGAAUGCUCUCUCUCUCUCUCUUUUUUUCUCUUUCUCCCUCUCUCUCUCUCUCUGUGUUUUGCCAAAUGAAAGUAGAAGCUUGGAUAUUACCAGUGCUAUCAGCACAAACUCAGUCUAUAUCUUUAUGAUGAUGUAUUUAUAGAGAUAUUCUACUAUGCUAUAAGAGAAAAAUACUGCUUGUUAAAGCCUCACAGCAAUGCAUUAAGCAGUAACAAGCACUUUACAACUAUUUAUUUGAACUCCUUUACCUAAUCAGGCUCCUUUGACAUGGCAAACACAUUAAAUCUAUGCAGCUAAAAAGCACUUUUCGUUUUUACACCACCGAUUGAAGGAGGACUUUGGAAUUUCUGUGUCGGAAUAGAAGUUUCCACAGUUUUCAUGCCUGCUAUGCGUAUGGACAUAAACAUGGGUUUUGAACUCUUCCAUUGCAGCAUUUGCAUUCAGAUGCAGUAGGUUUACCACAGUAUGUGAAAGCCAAGCUGCUUGGAAUUUUUUAACACUACAAAUGAAUACAUAUUAUCUGUAAAGAUGGCAAUAUUUGCAUCCUAAAGUGAAAUAUUGUUUUUGAGAUCAAGGAAGUUGCCACUUCGAAUAAAAUCUUGUGGCGGAA
Messenger RNA from Misgurnus anguillicaudatus (oriental weatherfish), 1474 nucleotides. RefSeq names its product cofilin 2 (muscle) (gene cfl2). NCBI's taxonomy places the organism in Eukaryota, Metazoa, Chordata, Actinopteri, Cypriniformes, Cobitidae. Gene Ontology annotation, molecular function: actin binding. Gene Ontology annotation, cellular component: actin cytoskeleton. Gene Ontology annotation, biological process: actin filament depolymerization. The record is from RefSeq and is a predicted model, not a curated record.